CGUCGACGUCGGUCUGGCUGCGUAGGGUGGCCCUGCAGGCUCCUUUCCUGGGCUGGGUGGGCCGCGGGGGCCCCGCACCUUGCGCAAUCGGCUCCUCCAAGGCCUUCAAGUCUUCGCUGGUCUUAUCGUAGGCCGUGACGACAUGAGCAACAAAGAAGGAUCAGGAGGGUUCAGGAAAAGGAAGCAUGACAAUUUCCCACAUAACCAGAGAAGAGAAGGGAAGGAUGUUAACUCUUCUUCACCUGUGAUGUUGGCCUUCAAAUCCUUUCAACAGGAACUUGAUGCAAGACAUGACAAAUAUGAGAGACUUGUGAAACUUAGUCGGGAUAUAACUGUUGAAAGUAAAAGGACAAUUUUUCUCCUCCAUAGGAUUACAAGUGCUCCUGAUAUGGAAGAAAUAUUGACUGAAUCGGAAAAUAAAUUGGACAGUGUGAGACAAAAGAUACUACAGGUAGCCCAAGAGUUAGCAGGAGAAGAUAUGCAUCAAUUCCAUCGAGCCAUUACUACAGGAUUGCAAGAAUAUGUGGAAGCUGUCUCUUUUCAGCACUUCAUCAAAACGCGAUCAUUAAUCAGUAUGGAUGAAAUUAAUAAACAGUUGAUAUUUACAACUGAAGACAAUGGGAAAGAAAACAAGACUCCUUCCUCUGAUGCACAAGAUAAGCAGUUUGUUACUUGGAGAUUGAAAAUCACACCGGUUGAUUACCUUCUGGGAGUGGCUGACUUAACUGGAGAAUUGAUGCGGAUGUGUAUUAACAGUGUGGGAAACGGGGACAUUGACACGCCCUUUGAAGUGAGCCAGUUUUUACGUCAGGUGUAUGAUGGGUUUUCCUUCAUUGGCAACACUGGGCCUUAUGAGGUUUCUAAGAAGCUAUAUACCUUGAAACAAAGUCUGGCUAAAGUAGAAAAUGCUUGUUAUGCCUUGAAAGUCAGAGGUUCAGAAAUCCCGAAACAUAUGCUGGCAGAUGUGUUUUCAGUUAAAACGGAAAUGAUCGAUCAAGAAGAGGGUAUUUCUUAGAGUGAUACCACUCAGUUAUUCUUUUGAACUCCUAAGAGAGACCAAUUUGUAUAAGACUGUUAUUUAGUGUUUCAUUUGACUUUGUUGUGGCUUUUAUGUAGAAAUGCUUUUAGUUGUACUUGUUUUAAAUUGUACACAAGCUGUACAUAAAAUUAUCCAAAUGAGUCAUUUCUUAUAUUCAUGAAAAUUUGCAUACAAAUGUUUGCAUACAUGCCUAAUUUGGACUUUUUGCAGGUUAACUAUCAUUUAUCUUUGUUAUGCAAACAUGCUUUAGAUUGCACUUUCUGCCAUGUCUGUAUUAAUUUACUUUGUGAAUUUUGCAGUGGUAGUUUUUAGUGAAAGCCAUUUAUAAAUUAAAUUGGUGAAUUUGAGAUAUAUAUAUAUAUAUAUACGUAUAUAUAUAUAUGGUAAACAUUUCUUAAACCUUGCACUUGUGCUUCCUGUUUAAAUUUCUUGGUAAUAUUGUGCCACACCUCCAAAAUAAGAUUAUUCCAUGGAACAAGAAUUGAAAAUUAAUAAGCUGCCAAUAUUUUUAAGUUCAAGUUUAUGAAGAACUAUAGUGAAAAUUCAUAUUACAGUCCAACUUUAGGCCUUUUUGAAUUUGUCUGAAAUAGCCUCCCAGAAAAACUGACAGAUGUUAUUUCUUUCUUUAGUUUUUUGUUCUUUAUCACUGAAUAUCUGAUGGAAAAGUGGAGCUAAUAUUGUAAUGCUUUCAGUCUUAACAGUUGAGUUGAAUUAUAUAUUUGUGCAUACAAUUUAAGAACUUAUAAUACUGAUUAUUUUACCACUUUGUUGUUAUUUGGCAUGUUUGGAGGCUUUCCUAUUCUAGCAUCUAUUAGAAAUUACAUUAACUAAUUCUAAUGCAGUUUUGAGAUGCUAAAGUUAAUCCAAGAGUUUUCCUGUGGCAUUAUCUAAUAAAUAAAAGUUGCCAAAGAAAAUUUACAUUCAAUUCAGCAAUAAGAUAAUUGUCAACACAGUUGAGAAUAGCAGUGGUAGUCUAGUAAUAUUUAGAAUUGGAAUUUGCCUAUUGAAAUUAGUGGUAGAUUAUCAUUUGUGAUGUGAAACUGACUUGAGCCUAGCACUGUUGGCCCACAACCAGACAUUUCCAAUUGGUUUGAUGAGUUUUGAGAAUCUAAAUACUAAAUUUUAUUUUUGGUAAGAUUAGUGCUCUUUGUGUAAGGGCUGAUUCUUUUAAAAUGUAAUUUUCCAAGACAUAUCACCUAUUGGAAAAUAAAAUGUGGACAUGCUUAAUAAAUUAGGUUUGCUUGUUUGUUUGCUUUGAUGAUAGUGGGUUUUUUGUUUCCACAUUCUGUGGUACACUGCAGAGAUAUAGUCAGUCCCAUUGCAUAUCUUGUUUCUUCUGCCCACUUGAAAUUAAAUUUGUAAUGGUAAAUGUAAAAUAAUAAUGGAUUGAAGAAUGUUUUACAAAUGUUGAAAAUUGUGGUCUUUUGAAUAAAAUAUUAAAAUAUA
This is a messenger RNA of Lepus europaeus (European hare), 2485 nucleotides long. RefSeq names its product translin associated factor X (gene TSNAX). Gene Ontology annotation, cellular component: nucleus; cytoplasm. Gene Ontology annotation, molecular function: RNA binding; RNA endonuclease activity; sequence-specific DNA binding. The coding region runs from base 143 to 1015 and encodes 290 amino acids. The record is from RefSeq and is a predicted model, not a curated record. NCBI's taxonomy places the organism in Eukaryota, Metazoa, Chordata, Mammalia, Lagomorpha, Leporidae. The transcript has 6 exons.